Drosophila montana is the source of this 2526-nucleotide messenger RNA. RefSeq names its product phospholipase A2 activator protein (gene Plap). NCBI's taxonomy places the organism in Eukaryota, Metazoa, Arthropoda, Insecta, Diptera, Drosophilidae. The transcript is spliced from 5 exons. Gene Ontology annotation, biological process: ubiquitin recycling; proteasome-mediated ubiquitin-dependent protein catabolic process. Gene Ontology annotation, cellular component: cytoplasm; nucleus. Gene Ontology annotation, molecular function: ubiquitin binding. The record is from RefSeq and is a predicted model, not a curated record. Bases 67 to 2433 code for a protein of 788 amino acids.
CACCUCUACUAGAAAUACUAUUCGCCAAAAAAGCCGACGAAAAUUAGCAAAGUCAGGGACUGCAAAAUGGAGCCGACGCUGGAUAAUUACAAGAUUGGCUGCGAGUUACUAGGCCACAGCUUGGAUGUGCGCGCAGUGGCUGCUGGAGGCAACGCACCAGGCGGCGGCCAAUUAAUUUUGUCCGGCUCACGCGACAAAAGCACAAAACUCUGGAAGCCAAUGGGCAAUGAGUACAUUGAGAGCGUCACGCUGCAGGACCACAAAAACUUCAUAUCCUACAUCUAUUAUCUGGAGUCGGAGCAGUGGAUCUGCACUGCCAGCAACGAUGCGACCAUUUGCAUCUACGGACAAGAGGGCUUUGUGCCACUAAUCACGCUUAAAGGUCACGAAUCGACUGUCUGCACUCUGGCCGCAGGCCUCAAGUCGCGCAGUCUCAUCAGCGGCAGCUGGGACAAAACAGCGCGCGUGUGGACCAUCAGUGAAACGGGCGAUGUCACAUUUAUUACGCUGCAGGGCCACGAGGCCGCCGUUUGGGCCGUGGCAACGAUGGCCACACAGCAGAAGUAUGUUACGGGCGGCGCCGACAAGUGCAUUUACUACUGGAAUGCCCAGGGCGAAAAGCUGCGGCUGCUCAAGGGCCACACGGAUUGCGUGCGUGGACUCGUUCCGCUGCCCGCCAAUUCUCUGCUAUCCUGCGGCAACGAUGCAGUGCUGCGCUUCUGGAACGAGGACGGCGAGUGUGUGCGCGAGCUGAGCGGCCAUACCAACUAUAUAUAUGCUAUGGCACGCAAUCAGGCGCUGGGCGAGCACAUUGUCGUCUCAUGCGGCGAGGAUAGCACGCUGCGCAUGUGGAAUGUGAUCACAGGCGACGAGUUGGGUGCCCCUAUUCUGCAUCCGGCCAUUUCUGUGUGGUCAGUUGCUUGUCUGCAAAACGGCGACAUUGUCACCGGCUGCAGUGAUGGCGUAGUACGCGUUUUCAGCCAGGAACCGACUCGCCAGGCUGGCGAGAGUCUCAGACGUGCCUUUGAUUUAGCUGUGGCUACGCACAAGUCGCAGCUUAGUGAGGAAAUCGGCGGUGUAAAGAAGACAGACUUGGCCGGACCGGAGGCUUUGUUAUCCAAUGGCACUCGCGAGGGUCAAACGAAAAUGGUGCGCCACGUGGAUGGCUCGGUCAAGUGUUACGUGUGGGAGCUAGGUAAAUGGAGUCUGGUGGGCGAUGUGACUGGUGCCACGGGCGGCACACAGGCCAACUCCGGCAAGAAGCUGCAUGAGGGCAAGGAGUACGAUUAUGUGUUCAAUGUAGAUAUAUCUGAUACGGAGCCACCCAUCAAGUUGCCGUACAAUCACGGCGAAGAUCCCUGGAAAGCCGCUCAACAGUUCAUACACCGCAAUAACCUGCCCCAGGCAUAUCUGGAUCAAGUGGCCAAUUUCAUUGUGAAGAACUCGGAAAAUGCGCCCGCCGCGGUGACGCAAACGACAACUGGGUAUCAGGAUCCUUUCACUGGCGGCUCACGCUAUGUGCCCGGCUCCAGCAACAACAGCGUCCGGGGCACCGGCAAUAUGGAUCCCUUUACUGGCGCCUCCAGCUACUCCACGGCCAACAGCAUUACACAGUCUAGCGUCGAUGUAAAUUUUGUGCGUGGCAGCGAUAAGCACUUUCCUGUCAGCACCUAUCGCACCUUCGACACAUGCGAUGCCAACAAGGUGUUGGAGAAGAUGAAGGAGUUCAACAAUAAACUAACCAACGCAGAGGGUAAAGUGGGCGACGAAGUCUUGCUCGCCGUCAUACGGCUGACGGAGAAGGCACCGGAACUGGAGCCGACAGCCUUGGAGGCAUUGAUGAUGUUGCUCAAAUGGCCGACUGGCAUGCUCUUCCCGGUGCUCGACAUACUGCGCCUAGCAGUGCGUCACGAGGCCGUUUUCUCUCUGCUGCACAAUAGCCACAACUUUUUGAACAGCGUGCUGCCACACCUGGACGGUACGGCGGCCAAUCAGCUAAUGGUUUGUCGCUGUCUGGCCAACGCCUUGACUCACACAGUGGGACGAAAGCAGAUUGAAGCCCAACUGCCGCAAAUCAUUGAGCUGGUUAGCUGCAUACGUGCGGGCAGCCCCAAUUUGCAAUUAGCGAUUGCCACGUUUUAUUUGAACCUGACCAUUUCGCAAACACUGGGCGCGGCCCGUCCAGAUGUGUGUCAUGUGACCACCUCGGGCAUUGUGGAACUGCUCAAGUGGGCCAAGGAUUUGGAGGCCUGGUAUCGCUCAAUGCAGGCCAUAGGUAAUCUGACAACCACGCAGUGCGGCCAGGAGACCAUCGCCCAGGUUGUCUCCGUUGAUUAUGUGAUGGAUAAGUUGCGUGAGCUGACAAAUACACCGCAGGACGAAAACUUCACCAAAGUCAAUUUGGUGGGACAGGCGUUACUUGCCGUAUUUUAAGAUCUGGCGUUGCACGCAUUUAUUUUUAAAUUUUAUAUAUUGGAGUGUGUCGUUUUGAGGGUCUAAUACAAUAAAUACCUUUUGCUUAGCCUA